Molecule: messenger RNA, 2019 nt
Organism: Scomber scombrus (Atlantic mackerel)
Lineage: Eukaryota; Metazoa; Chordata; Actinopteri; Scombriformes; Scombridae
Gene: cnga4
Product: cyclic nucleotide gated channel subunit alpha 4
Exons: 6
Coding region: 52-2019 (655 amino acids)
Biological process (GO): monoatomic cation transmembrane transport
Cellular component (GO): plasma membrane; intracellular cyclic nucleotide activated cation channel complex
Molecular function (GO): intracellularly cAMP-activated cation channel activity; protein-containing complex binding; cGMP binding
Source: RefSeq, a predicted model, not a curated record
GAAUGGGUGGUUGAUCCAGCAGAACAUUUUUAUUAUGUCUGGCUACAGGUCAUGAUCCUCCCCAUUGUCUACAACUGGGUGAUCAUCAUUUUAAGGACAUGUUUCACUACAAUUGCACUGAGCUACCUUCCUGUGUGGCUUACAUUGGACUAUCUGUCAGACCUCAUGUAUAUGGCUGAUAUGAUCAUUACUGCUCACACAGGUUACUUGGAGCAGGGCAUUCUGAUCAAGGAUGUAACCCAGCUAAGGAAGCACUACCUCCACUCUAAAUAUUUCUUAAGGGACCUGGCCUCCUUGCUGCCCACUGACUUCUUCUACUUUGUCUCUGGCAUCCAAAUGCCAAUAGUGAGGAUUAAUCGCCUUUUACGUACACCACGACUCACCGAGGCCCUGGAUCGAAUGGAGACGAGAACAUCCUACCCCAACACCUUCCGCAUCUCUAAGCUCAUGAUUUACAUCUUUGUGUUGAUCCACUGGAAUGCCUGUCUCUACUUCUCACUGUCCAGUUACAUCGGCUUUGGAAGCGAUCGUUGGGUCUACCCCAACAUCACUGACCCAGAGUUUGCCUCCAUGCGGCGUCAGUACUUUUACUGCUUCUGGUUCUCUGCCCAGAUUUUCACCACGGUAGGAGACACUCCUCUACCAAAGCGGGAAGAGGAGUACUUGUUCAUGAUUGCAGACCUGCUUAUUGCUGUUCUGGUAUUUGCCUCAAUUGUUGGCAAUGUUGGCAAUGUCAUCACCAGUCUAAGGGACCGUGACAAUGUCUUCUUCCCUAACCAUGAGCUGGUGAAGGGUUACUUGCGUAGCCAUCACAUUAGCAAGGAGCUUCGACAGCGCAUUGACAACUGGUACCAGCAUCUUCACAUCAACAAUAAGAUCAUGCGAGAGAAUGAAAUCCUGCAGCAGCUGCCCUUACACCUGAGGACAGUGAUCGCUGUCAGUGUUCAUCUUCCGACGCUCUCCAAAGUCACCAUCUUCCAGAGUUGUGAGAAAAGUCUGCUGGAGGAGUUGGUGCUUAAACUAACACCUCAGGUGUUCAGUCCAGGAGAGUAUGUUUGCAGGAAGGGAGAUGUGGGCCACGAAAUGUACAUCAUCAAAGAGGGAAAACUUGCAGUUGUAGCAGACGACGGGGUCACAGAGUUUGCUGUGCUCAGUGAAGGAAAUUUCUUUGGAGAAAUUAGUAUCCUCAACAUCAAAGGUAACCGGUCGGGCAAUCGUCGCACUGCCAACAUCCGAAGCAUCGGCUACUCUGACCUGUUCAGCUUGUCCAAAGAAGACCUGACAGACGUGCUGUCCGAGUUCCCCGCAGCCAAACGGCACCUGGAGGAGAAAGGAAGACAGAUCCUCACCAAGAUGGGCAUGUUGGAUGAGAGCGGGGAAGCAGAGGAGGGCGAGGCAGAGAAAAUCGAAACCAAGAUUAAGAGACUGGAGAACAACUUGGAGGUCCUUCAAACAAAACUAGCUCGACUCAUGAUGGAAUUAGAGUCAAGCAACCACAAGAUGCAGGCCAGGGUGAGGCAGCUGGAACGGGAGGUGGCAGCAAUGGACACCCAGCUGCCAGAGAGGGAAGAUGGGGAAGAUGGAGAAGAAAGAGGACAGGGUAGAGGCGAAGGGGUAGGAGGGGAGGUUGUAUGGGAACGAGAAGAGGCAGAGGGAGAGGAAGAGACAGAUUUAGAGGGAAAGGUUAAACAGCAAGGGCAGAGAGAGCAUAGUAAUGACAUCACCAAAGAGGGAGACGGAGAGAGCACGAAAAGUACAAAGGAAGAUGGAGAAAAUGUGAUAGAGGGAAAAAAAUGCGGGGACGUGGAUAAUCAGGAAAAGAAAAGCGGGAAUGAUGGGGAGAAAAACAGAGAGAAAGGCGAUGACAGACCGGGGAAAGGAGAUGGAGCUGAGAUUGUACAUGAAGAUAAAGAAGAAGAAAAAGAAUCUGAAGAGAAGAGAGAAAAGGAUGAAGAUUCAGAAAAAAGAGGGGUGCGGGAGAAGGAUGAAAGGCAGGAACAUGAAAAAAAAGGAAAAUAA